This is a messenger RNA of Lactuca virosa, 894 nucleotides long. Lineage: Eukaryota; Viridiplantae; Streptophyta; Magnoliopsida; Asterales; Asteraceae. The record is from the annotation of a GenBank genome assembly.
AUGCACCCAAAAAACUUAGUAGGCCAAAAAAAUCAAAAGCAACAUGAAAGUGCAACAACUGAAACUCCAAUCAAUCAAAAUGUAGAUCCCAAUCAAACAUCUGGUUCUAGGAGAAAGACUAGAAGGAGGAGUACAAAAACCAGUAAUGAGCCAAAUCAACCAACUGCUCAAAGGAGAAAAAUAAAUAGUAGAAAGGGUGGAGGUAGAGCUGGAGGUAAAGGGAAAAAAUGUGUGGAUGAGGGACAAGUUCAGAUUGAGGGACAAAAACUUGUUGGUGAAGGGAAAAACCAGGAUGAAGAGCAAAACCAAGAAAAUGGACAAGAAAAGGUUGAUGAGGGUAUGGCCAGUCAAGUUAUAGAUGAAGUUGGUGAAGGAAAAUCUAAGUCACGAAAGCUGAGUGAAAUUCUUGAUGAUGUUGAGGAUGGUAUAAAUGAAAUUCUUAGAGAUAUUCAAGAGGAAGAACCUGAGUUUCUUGAAGGGAGUAAAGGGAUAGCAAUUCCAUUAGAUGAAAUGACACCUGUUGAACUGGAAUUACAAUAUCAAGAAGGGCAUCCGGAUGAUGUUGAGGUGUUUGCUGAUGAUGAAGUUGAUGAUGUACAAGUGGAUGAUGUACAAGUUGAUGAUGUUGAGGUGUUUGCUGAUGAUGAAGGUGAUGAUGAGGGAGUGGUUGCAGCUGAUAAUCAUGUAGUGGAUGAGGUACAAGUGGAAGCAGGGAUUGAAGCUGCUGUUGAGGGGGUGGAGGAUAGAGUCAAUAACUUGCCAAACCUGUCUACCAAACCUAUGCAUAGGAAAAGGAAACCUUCUGAGAGGAUAUUGAAGCUAAAGUUGAAGAAGACUGUGUAUGACAAAGAUGGUAGUGGUUCCAGUGCUACCAAACCUGUCAAGUUGGAUUAG